GGGAAAUUAUGAAAUACUGCGCUCUCCAUACAUAGGGAGGCAGUUGCUGGGAGGAAGGUGGGAACCGAUGCUCUGAGCCUUGUGUGUGACAGGAGGACAGGGCUGGAGCUUCUGAAGCACAGAAACACUCCAAUGCCGUGAAAAAAGCCACAGCUGAGCCUCUGAGGGUGAGGGCUGGACUGAAAAGCAGUGCAGAGUGAGGUCCCGGUGUGUCCCCAUGCCUGGGAGGGAGAGGACGAUGCUGGUGCCUUUGUGCCACCCUGGCCCAGUCUCACCGUAGAUUUGAACCCUGCUCCACAUUUCCUAGAAGUAUUAAGUUUUGAAAAAUUCUAAACAUGAAGAUGGACUUUCCCCUACUUCCUUUUAUUUGUGGUGUUAGUGAUGGGGUACAUUCAUACAAAAAAGCCAUGCCAGCACCAGACUGCUUGUUCACAGGGCUGCAUGGGCUGGAAUUUUCUCUGCAUCAUUUACUCACAGGGCACACUGACUUGUUACUUGGAACCGAGGUGUGAUAGGUUUUCCUGCCACCAUCUCUUGGAGACCGUGAAGAUCAAAUGAGAUGAUGUUCUCGGUGGUGGUAAAAGACUGUUUAUUUAAAAAGGGUGAGGCGUUUGCUGGCCAAGAGUCAGCACCAGGCAUGUGCAUAUUUACUGAACCUAAGCCUGUGUUUUAGUUCUUUUCAAGGUGACUUUAUUUUAUCAUUUGAUACCAAAAUUACAAGGCUUCACAAACUCAGACCUUAAGCAUGGAAAUACUAUUUUCUUUUUAAAAUCCCAUUCACCUAGAAAGCCAAGUAUCCACUCCUUUUCUUCCUCCUCCCUGCACAUUUUGUUUCCUCCUCUCCAACCCCCUCCCGCCCUUCCUUUUUUGGCUCAGUGCAAUCUGAGUACCACUUUUCUGGGAAAGCCUGAUAUUCUGACUUCAGUUUUGUAAUUUAAUGAUGGAGAAUUUCCUUAGUAAACCAAAUUUAGAGUCCUAGAAUGCUUAUCUUAUAUCCAGACCUUGAACAUAAAAGGCAUUUUCUCCCCGCAAUUGUUCAUUUAAUGAGCAAUUGCAGAGUGCAGGCCGGUUGAGGGAUUGAGCUAUAUGCACUAUUAUUGCAAGAAGUAUUCCGAAAUACCAGAAAUAGGACGUAAGCUCUGAUCAGGGAGACUACGAGCACAAUUACCUUCUUUUCAAAUCCUUCUGUGACACUGCGGGAGGAAAAAGGACUUUGAAACUUGAAAGGAAAGAGCUUGCUUUCAACCUCAAAAGCUAGGAGGAAGGGCUCUGAAAUUUGCUCAGAAUUCCCAAUUCACCAUUAGCCUGUUUCUUCCUUUAGCCUCAAGGCAUUCUCUGCUUUUUGAAAAGAUGUUAAGAAAUUCAGUCACAAUAGAGAGCCUAGUUUUGAACAUGUUUCACUGGGUCCAUUGAGGUCUGGGCUCCAGCCUUUGUGUGGGGUGAAUUGAGCUGAGAGGCUAGCUGGUUGGAGAGAGGGGAAUGAGUCGCUGUGCAGUCGCAAAUUCUGGCAAAGAAAAAAAAAAAAAGCUCACCCCUUCCUUUAUUUUACACUAUGCAUUCCUGUACAAUCCUGCUAGUGGCAAUAUGUAGAGCUGAGCCUGUCCCUAAGUCAAUACGGAGUACUUGGUUUAUAGCAACUCUUGUGAAGUUUGUCUUGUAAUUGAAGCUGCUGUUGACCUUGCUUGGGGACCAUUUGUAAAACCGUUUAUUUAGCAUAAACUGAAAUAAUAAACCCUCCUUCUCCAGGGCCGAUUGUGAUAGGGUGACAUUAGUUUGAUUUAAUGAUUAGCCGCCUGACCCUUCUGCUGGAGAGAGCUGCUUGAAUAGGGAGAGUUCACUCCGAAGCACUCGCAAAGAAUACUAAUGAGCUUGUUAAAUUUAGCAUGGCUCCAACCACUUUUAAUUCCUCUAAUGGGAGCCUGGGAGGAGAGGGAGAGGCAGAGGCAGAGGCUGAGGCAGAGGCAGAGGCAGAGGCAGAGAGAGGCCAAGAGAAUAUUCCUAGAGGGUCUGCACAGCUAGAGAAAGCUCCCCAAGAGAAGUUUGCAGAAAGUAGCUAGCCAGAGCUCGGGCACUGAGUUAGGAUGAAAGUCCUGGACAGAUCUAUCACCGAGAGAGAAGAAACGCAAUCACAAUGCAGCCACAGAGUGUGCAGGGGCUCAGUAAAAUCAGUGAGGAGCCUUCAACGUCCAGUGACGAGAGGGCCUCGCUGAUCAAGAAGGAGGUCCAUGGGUCCCUGCCACACCUGGCGGAGCCCUCCGUUCCCUACCGAGGGACCAUGUUUGCCAUGGACCCCAGGAAUGGUUACAUGGAGCCUCACUACCACCCUCCUCAUCUAUUUCCUGCCUUCCAUCCUCCUGUCCCAAUUGAUGCCAGACAUCAUGAAGGCCGUUACCAUUAUGACCCGUCUCCUAUUCCUCCGUUGCAUGUGCCUUCUGCCUUAUCUAGUAGUCCAACAUAUUCAGACCUGCCCUUCAUCAGAAUCUCCCCGCACCGGAACCCCGCUGCAGCAUCUGAGUCUCCCUUCAGCCCUCCGCACCCCUACAUCAACCCUUAUAUGGACUACAUCCGCUCCCUGCACAGCAGCCCCUCCCUCUCCAUGAUCUCAGCAGCCCGAGGGCUGAGCCCUACAGACGCCCCCCAUGCUGGAGUCAGCCCCGCGGAGUACUAUCACCAGAUGGCCCUGCUGGCCGGACAGCGCAGCCCCUAUGCCGACAUCCUUCCCUCUGCUGCCACCAGCGCAGGGGCCAUCCACAUGGAAUACCUUCACGCCAUGGACAGCACCAGAUUCCCCAGCCCUAGGCUGUCAGCCAGGCCGAGCCGGAAACGUACACUGUCCAUAUCACCGCUGUCUGAUCAUAGCUUUGACCUUCAGACCAUGAUAAGGACUUCUCCCAACUCCUUGGUCACCAUUCUCAAUAAUUCCCGUAGCAGCUCUUCAGCAAGUGGCUCGUACGGUCACUUAUCUGCAAGUGCAAUCAGCCCUGCCUUGAGCUUCACCUACCCAUCUGCACCCGUCUCCCUCCAUAUGCAUCAGCAGAUCUUAAGCCGACAGCAAAGCUUAGGCUCGGCCUUUGGACACAGCCCUCCACUCAUCCACCCAGCCCCAACUUUUCCAACACAGAGGCCUAUUCCAGGGAUCCCCACAGUUCUGAACCCCGUCCAAGUCAGCUCUGGCCCGUCUGAGUCCUCACAGCAGAACAAGCCCACAAGUGAGUCUGCAGUGAGCAGCACCGGUGACCCAAUGCACAACAAGCGAUCCAAGAUCAAGCCGGACGAAGACCUCCCCAGCCCAGGCGCACGGGGGCAGCAGGAACAGCCAGAAGGAACAACCCUAGUCAAGGAGGAAGGGGACAAAGAUGAAAGCAAACAGGAGCCUGAAGUCAUCUACGAGACAAACUGCCAUUGGGAAGGGUGCACCAGGGAGUUUGACACCCAGGACCAGCUUGUGCACCAUAUCAAUAACGACCAUAUCCACGGUGAGAAGAAGGAGUUUGUGUGCCGAUGGCUCGAUUGCUCCAGGGAGCAGAAACCCUUCAAAGCUCAGUACAUGUUGGUGGUGCAUAUGAGGAGACAUACUGGUGAGAAGCCUCACAAAUGCACUUUUGAAGGUUGCACAAAAGCCUACUCGAGACUAGAAAACUUGAAAACACACUUGAGAUCUCACACUGGAGAGAAACCAUAUGUCUGUGAGCAUGAAGGUUGCAACAAGGCCUUCUCCAACGCCUCUGAUCGCGCCAAGCACCAAAACAGAACACAUUCCAACGAGAAACCGUAUGUGUGCAAAAUCCCAGGCUGCACAAAGCGCUACACAGACCCCAGCUCCCUCCGGAAGCAUGUGAAGACUGUGCAUGGCCCUGAGGCGCAUGUCACCAAGAAACAGCGAGGGGACAUGCACCCGCGGCCCCCACCCCCCAGAGAUUCUAGCAGCCAUUCCCAGUCCAGGUCCCCAGGCCGGCCGACUCAGGGAGCCCUCGGGGAGCAGAAAGACCUCAGCACCACUACCUCAAAGCGGGAAGAAUGCCUCCAGGUGAAGACCGUCAAAGCGGAGAAGCCCAUGACAUCUCAGCCAAGCCCUGGUGGUCAGUCUUCAUGCAGCAGCCAACAGUCCCCCAUCAGCAGCUAUUCCAACAGUGGGCUCGAGCUUCCUCUGACCGACAGAGGUAGUGUUGCGGACCUCAGUGCCAUUGACGAAACCCCGAUCAUGGACUCGACCAUUUCCACCGCCACCACAGCCCUUGCUUUGCAAGCCAGGAGGAAUCCAGCAGGGACCAAAUGGAUGGAGCACGUCAAACUAGAAAGGCUGAAACAAGUGAAUGGAAUGCUUCCACGACUGAACCCCAUUCUACCCCCCAAAGCCCCUGCGGUCUCUCCUCUCAUAGGAAAUGGCACCCAGUCCAGUAACAACUGCAGUUCGGGUGGGCCUGUGACUCUUCUCCCAAACAGAAGUGACUUCUCUGGGGUGGACCUCACCAUGCUGAACACGCUCACCCGGAGAGACAGUAACACCAGCACCAUCAGUUCUGCCUACCUGAGUAGCCGCCGCUCCUCGGGCAUCUCCCCGUGCUUCUCCAGCCGUAGGUCCAGUGAGGCAUCACAGGCGGAGGGCAGGCCCCAGAACGUGAGCGUGGCUGACUCCUAUGACCCCAUCUCCACCGACGCCUCACGCAGGUCCAGUGAGGCCAGCCAGAGCGAUGGGCUGCCCAGCCUGCUCAGCCUCACGCCUGCACAGCAGUACCGCCUCAAGGCCAAGUAUGCUGCGGCCACCGGAGGGCCACCACCCACGCCUCUGCCACACAUGGAGAGGCUGAGCUUGAAGACCAGGAUGGCCCUGCUGGGAGACAGCCGGGAGUCUGGGGUGACUUUGCCUCCCGUGCACCCUCCUCGGAGAUGCAGUGAUGGAGGAGCCCAUGGUUAUAGCCGGCGCCACCUUCUCCCACAUGAUGCCCUGGGGAACAGCGUGCGGAGGGCCAGUGAUCCAGUGAGAAUGGCCUCAGAGAGCCUGCCACCCCCCAGGGUCCCACGCUUCAGCAGCCUCAACAGCUUCAGUCCCCCAUCUACCGAAAAGCGGAACCUGGUGCUGCAGAACUAUACUCGACCCGAGGGCAGCCAGCCUCGUCCCUUCCACGUGUCCCCCUGUCCUCCCAGCAUCACGGAGAACAUCACCCUGGAGUCCCUGACCAUGGACGCCGACGCCAACUUGAAUGAUGAGGAUCUCUUGCCUGAUGACGUGGUGCAGUAUUUAAAUUCCCAGAACCAAGCAGGAUAUGGGCAGCACUUGCAGAGUGCCCUCUCAGAGGACAGCAAAGGACCCCACGGGCCAGCUGACUUUGACCCAUCUGGGCUGCCAGACAGCCACGCUGGCCAACAGUUCCAUUCCUUGGAGCAGCCAGGCCCGGAAGGCAGCAAAAGCGACCUGCCCAUUCAGUGGAAUGAAGUGAGCUCGGGAAGUGCAGACCUGCCCUCUUCCAAGCUGAAAUGCAGCCAGCGCUCCACAGCGCAGCAGGCUCGGGCUUUUGGGCUAUACAGCAGCAUAGUGGUUCCCCCGCAGAACCCAUGGAGGGCUGGCCCAGGCCCAGCCACGGGAUAUCAGGACCUUGGGGAAAAUGGCAGCGCCUACAGUAGUGGCCCAGAGCACUUGGCCAUCCCUGCUGACACCAGCGCCAGUGCCAGUGGAAACGCCUUCCACGCACACCCCUAUAAAGCCCAGCAGUAUGCGAACUGUCUGGCCAGGCAACCAGUGGCUCCUGGGGCACUAGACAGUCCCUGUGGUGCCGGGGUUCAAGGGUCCAAGCUGAAGAGUGCCACUGUGCAAGGCAAUGGGGUCCCCCUGGAUUUUGGCAUGCUGGUGACACCCAGUGACAUGACUGGCCUCACAGUGAAUGGCAUGCAGACCCCAGACCCGCUGGGACAGAGCUGCCUCCCUCAGCAGCUCCUCGGGGACAGUGUGCAGCAGCACCAGGGGGCAGGCCGUGCCGGGCAGCAGCAGGUGCUCGGGCAGGUCAGUGCUACCUCACACAUCAGCUCCUACCAAGGGCCAGAGGACUGCUUUUCGGGGACCCACAGUGUUGGCUGCCAGCCAUCCGGCCUGGCGGGGGUCAGGAGCUAUCAGCCCUGUGCCAGCUAUGGGGCCAGGCAGCGCCAGGCUAUGCCAAGGGCCAGCCUCACGCUGCAGCAAGGACAGCUCAGUGAUACGAGUCAGACCUGCAGGGUGAACGGCAUCAAGACAGAGAUGCCCGGGCAGCCCGCACAGCUCUGUGCGAAUGUGCAGAAUUACUCUGGUCAGUUCUAUGACCAAACCAUGGGCUUCAGUCCGCAAGACACAAAAAUGGGCUCGUUCUCCAUGUCCAGUGCCAGCUGCCUACUACAGGGGGCCGGCGCUGGAAACUCUGAGUUACUAUCCCCAGGUGCUAACCAGGUGACAAGUACCGUCGACAGCCUCGACAGCCAUGACCUUGAAGGGGUGCAGAUUGAUUUUGAUGCCAUCAUAGAUGAUGGGGACCAUGCCAGCCUGAUGUCAGGGGCCCUGAGCCCCAGUAUUAUUCAGAACCUUUCUCAUAGCUCCUCCCGCCUCACCACGCCGCGAGCCUCUAUCCCUUUCCCAGCCCUGUCAGUGAGCACCACCAACAUGGCGAUUGGGGACAUGAGCUCUUUGCUGACCUCCCUUGCGGAAGAAAGCAAAUUCCUUGCGGUCAUACAAUAGGCAUUAGGCAAGAAGGACUGCGAACAGAUGUAAAAUCGUAGGAGUUGAAAGAUGGAACUGACUGUGUUUGGGCUGGUUGGGUUGUUUUGUUUUGUUUUGAUGUGUUUUUUUAGUUCUGUAUGUAUUUUAGUAAUCUCAUCUCACCUAACUGGGAUGUGUUUCAAGUAUAUUCCUUUUAUGGAAAAGGACUCUGAAAACCCCUAAGGUAUUCUAGGGAGAAACUGUCUUCCAUUUCAGUUUUAAAUCAGUAUUGUUACACUAAAACCACCCCCUUUUUCUUUUUAACUGUAAGCCCACCCCAUCCCCCUUUUUUAGUAAACCUAUAUAAAUGUGUGCUGUGUAGGUUCUUUCUUUUAGAAGAGAGGUCAAAUCUGAAAGGGUUCAACACAUUUCUCUAUUACUCUGAGGAACUAGGAGUUGGGGGGCUUGUGACCACAGGGUUACACACCCAGACUUCUUGUAAUUUUUUUUUUUACACAUGCUUAAUGUUUUGGAGUGUGUGUGUGCGUGUGCAUGCCUGCAUGCGUGUGUGGUUGUGUGUUGGAUUCCCACAUUGGACACAAGAAUCAGAAUACGGACAGCAAGUUUUAUUAUCAUUUCAGGGUGCAUAGGUAGAUUCUUAUGUGCUCCCAAUUCCAGUGUAAUUCAGGACGUACUCUCCACAGGGGGACCGGAGUGGAUAGCUGGGGCUCUUCCAAAAGAAAUCCUUCACUCUCUCUUUGUGUUUUUGGUUCUUCAUGUCCGUAAGUGUGCUUUGAGUGGGCUCGUCUGUAUGGUCAGUUCUCAGUUAUCUGUGAUCUCUUUCGCUUCACUCUGUACCUUGAAGACCAUUUGGUGCUAUUCAGCACUGCAGUGAGAGGGCGCAGGCAGUUGGUAACUCUCAGACACACACUGCUGCAUUUAUAUGUUCUGCCAAGAAGUUUGAUAGAUGAUAGACUGAAGCAAUUGGGUAGAAUUAGUUUGGGGAAUAUUUGUGAGUUGGCUGUAUUAUUAGUUUCGUCUCCUACUGUCAUAGACAACUGAGAAUUGAUUAUUUAUAGCUCUCUUUAUAUAGGCAUUUAAACAAUCCCACAACUGGCUAUACAUUAACAUUUAUUAAUUCCACUAGAGGGAAGGAAUCUGUCUACUAAGCGCCCUAUUUUAAGGGAUUUUAAAAAUUCAGUUGUAAAAGAAAGCGCUCCCAUACAUUGAUACUGAAAAUAAAUCGGCUCAACCAGUUUAAGCAUCUGAGAACAGGAAGGAAGGAAGGUGUUUAGUAGCUGCGUGGGUGCCAGUGUUUACAUUCUAGCCACUGAGCACUGCAUUCUCUUAGCAGUUCAGGGUUCUACACAGUCUUUCAUAUGGCCUGGUAUCUGCACUUCUGUUUUGGGUCAAAGCAUUAAAUAUUUUAAGAAGUGUAGCUACUUCCCAUGUGCAUUCGACCCACGUAAGAGACAUACUAUGUGUGCAUCAAGAGUACAUGGAUUAUUCAGCACACUACUUUAAAAUAUGUAAGUGAUUAAAAUAAAGUAUUAAUACUCAGUCUACCUGCAGGAUUCUGUCCCUGUUAAUCCUUGGAGUUGGAUUUACCCACAGUGCUUCAUGACCUGUGUGGCUUUCCCCCGACUUAAACCCUGCUAUUUAAAUUACCAGUAGACACAAGUCAAGUAAAAGAAAGUGUUAUACAAAGGCUCUUAGCAACAGCCCGUUUUUCUCAUGUUUACUUUCUCCAAUGUGAGCCAAGAAUCAAGGCACAGAGAUAAUAAAAUUGCCAUGCAGGACUCUGUGGCGAAAACCGUGGGGUUCGCUGUGGACUCCAUGCUCCUGGCUCCGGCAGUUCUGCUGUGAAUCCUCCUCCACACCUCGCUGUCUUCCCCAGGGAGCCCCUUUUAAAUAAAAGGAUGUAGCCUGUUUGGAAAAAGUCCACGAGCACAAGACAGCUGCUGAGCUGCACUCAGGAGAGUAGAAUCUCUGCCACUUUUCAGCUAGAAAAGCAAGACUGAGUCUUCUUCAAAACAUGUGACCGUCUCUGCACAGUAUUAGUGCUGCAGUGCCUGAAACUUACUGUCCUGUGGCUCUCAAUCUUCUGGCCCUCACCUGCUAUUCGGGUUUGGCCCAAGCUCUUUCCUACCCUGGUUUCUCCCUCUGCUUUUAGGUUAUCCUCUGGAUUCACCUCUUUCUUGUGUGUUUCUUUCUUGUCCUUUUUUUUCCCCCCUUGCUGCCCUUUGGAUCGCAGGAGACACUUUUCAGCUCUCUGAUUGGCUUUUCUCAGUGGGGACAUUUCAAAAGGAAGCAAGAAAGGAGGAAGGGAAGAAGGAAGUGGACUAUCUGGGGAUUUCAGUGAUCUGCGUGACCAUGCAAUGGAAGGGAAGUCUUUCGAGGUCACUCAGAAGCAGUAUCCACGGGGACAUGGGACGUCUGUCCACCUGCUCUCUCCUGUCAGGGGCCACCACCCUCCUCUGCAGCUCUCUGACCUAUGCAGUCAGUGCAAUGACUCCCUGCUGCCCGUUAACUCUUCAGGAAGAGAUGCCGGCUCAUCCAUGGUACUCUCGUUUAACAUCUGUGUUAAACUUGGUUUUAAUCUUUACAGCCUUUUUUAGAUUUUAUUUUUAUAAAGAACAAAUUAAAACACCCCCUGCUCCUCACACGUGGGCUUACCCUCUUGAGCCACUGAGUUUUGAUUCUUGCCAUAUAUGUGCCUUAUUUUAUGUUACUCUUGUCAACGAGCGGGACCCACUGGUGUCACCCAGUCACCACUUCCAGGCCAUGUGCUCGGUGUCUGGCAAGGGAAGGGAGGACAUGCAGGACCGGAGCCGUCUGAGCUGUGUCGCAUCCUGGUUUCCUGUGUUGCUUUGAACUGAUAGGAGGUUGUUCUUUUCUGAUGAAAUACCCUUGUGUAUCCUGCAAAUGUGUAAGAUAAAAUGCAAGUUCAUUUUUUUUCACCUUUUUUAGAUUUAAAAAAAAAAAUAAAACGUGUAAUCCUUUUUAAAAAGAAACACAUGUAAAUACAUUUAAGUAUUGUAGGCAUAGUGUUGGGAUGUGACCAGCCGGGCCUUCCUCUGAGAUGCUGUGCGGCCAGCUCCGGCCUGGGGAGCUGUAGCCCAGACACCGUGAACUUGACCUUGGCUUUCAGAACCACUUAGUCCUUUUUGUAACAAAGAAGAAAGAAAAACAAUGUUUCUUACAAUGUCAAUAAAAGUUCUUUGUACUGAAA
Molecule: messenger RNA, 9893 nt
Organism: Cavia porcellus (domestic guinea pig)
Lineage: Eukaryota; Metazoa; Chordata; Mammalia; Rodentia; Caviidae
Gene: Gli3
Product: GLI family zinc finger 3
Exons: 14
Coding region: 2132-6700 (1522 amino acids)
Biological process (GO): smoothened signaling pathway; regulation of transcription by RNA polymerase II
Cellular component (GO): nucleus
Molecular function (GO): DNA-binding transcription factor activity, RNA polymerase II-specific; RNA polymerase II cis-regulatory region sequence-specific DNA binding
Source: RefSeq, a predicted model, not a curated record